AUGGGGCUGAGGGCCUGGCUGAGGACCGUGUGCUGCUGCUGCUGCCCGUGCAGGUGCCUGGAGGAGCCCGCCGUGCCCGAGAAGGAGCCCCUGGUCAGUGAUAACAAUCCAUAUUCUUCCUUUGGAGCCACGCUGGCAAGGGAUGAUGAACAGAAUCUGUGGAGUGUGCCUCACGAUGUGUCCCACACAGAGGCAGACGACGACAGGAUCCUCUACAAUUUGAUCGUUGUUCGUAAUCAACAGGCCAAAGAUUCAGAGGAGUGGCAAAAACUUAACUAUGAUAUCUACACCCUGCGACAGAUUCGAAGGGAAGUGAGAAAUAGAUGGAAACGCAUUUUAGAAGAUUUAGGUUUUCAAAAGGAAGCAGACUCUUUGUUGUCAGUGACAAAACUCAGCACCAUCAGUGAUUCUAAAAACACAAGGAAAGCUCGGGAGAUAUUGUUGAGACUGGCUGAAGAGACCAAUAUUUUCCCAACCAGUUGGGAGCUUUCGGAGAGAUAUCUCUUUGUUGUGGACCGUCUCAUUGCACUUGAUGCUGCGGAAGAAUUCUUUAAAAUUGCCAGUCAAACGUACCCCAAGAAGCCUGGGGUCCCAUGCCAGGCAGAUGGCCAGAAAGAACUGCACUACCUUCCCUUUCCAAGUCCCUAA
Messenger RNA from Mesoplodon densirostris (Blainville's beaked whale), 648 nucleotides. It is a transcript of the gene MREG, whose product is annotated as melanoregulin. The record is from RefSeq and is a predicted model, not a curated record. Gene Ontology annotation, cellular component: melanosome. Lineage: Eukaryota; Metazoa; Chordata; Mammalia; Artiodactyla; Ziphiidae. The transcript is spliced from 5 exons. The coding region runs from base 1 to 648 and encodes 215 amino acids. Gene Ontology annotation, biological process: melanosome transport; melanocyte differentiation.